CUCACGUCUCUCUCACGCUUCUAUUCAUGUCUUUCCAAACUCAUCCCCAAAAUCUCUCGCAUCCAUCUCAAUCUCAUUUCUCUCGAUCUCAAAUCUUCUCCCAAUCUCUGUCUCGCUGCUUAUCCUCCACCAACGAAGUCACAGUCCAGCCAACGCCGCUGCCCAGACAUUUACCGUGGGUUGUCAUUGUGCUCCUAUUGCAAGAUAAACUUGAAGCCUUUCUGUCUAGUCACCUGUGUGUGUGUGUAUUUUAUUUUUCAUCUGAAAAUUUUUUGAUUUGGGUGUAGAGGGAGCAUUGAGAGAGUGUGAUAUCACCACUUACCCACUGUGGUUGGUUUUCAUUUAGGUUCACGCAAAUUGUUGGCAGUUGAAGUUAUUGGAUCGUAUGACAAUAUUGUUUUGGGGUUACUAAGCACUCUCCACAGAAUUUGAGAAUCCACAUUGAUUUACUCUGUUGACG
This is a messenger RNA of Ilex paraguariensis (yerba mate), 460 nucleotides long. Lineage: Eukaryota; Viridiplantae; Streptophyta; Magnoliopsida; Aquifoliales; Aquifoliaceae. The record is from the annotation of a GenBank genome assembly.